GUCAGCCAUAUUGGUUGUCUAAAAGUUUUUUUUUUUCAUGUGUUUUUAUGUCAAAUAUUUUUCCCAGAAAAAAAAAAAAAUAAACAAAUAAAUAAUAACAACUGUGUUUGUGUUUUUUUUUCGACAAUAAUAAUUGACCCAAUUUGGGGAGUAACUUGUAAAAUUUUAUAAACAAAAGAAAUGAGCUCACAUCAUCAUUUAAAUCCUCCUUCUGGUGAGGUUAUACAUAUUAAUCAUUUGUCUGAAGACAUUGGUGCAUUAUAUUUAUCAAAUGAUUAUUCUGAUGUAACACUUGUUGUAUCAGAACAAAAAUUUAAUGGUCAUCGUGUUAUACUUGCAUCAAGAAGUCAAUAUUUUCGUGCAUUAUUAUUUGGUGGUUUAAAAGAAUCAAUGCAACAAGAAAUUGAAUUAAAAGGUACAACAGUACCUGUUUUUAAAGAGUUACUUAAAUAUAUUUAUACUGGACAUUUAUCAUUAUCAAAUCAACGUGAAGAGACAAUUCUUGAUAUAUUAGGAUUAGCACAUCAAUAUGGUUUUGUUGAUUUAGAAAUGUCAAUAUCUGAUUAUCUCAAAGAAAUAUUAAGUAUUAAAAAUGUAUGUUUAAUAUUUGAUGCAACACGUCUUUAUCAACUGGACAGAUUAACAAAAGUUUGUCAUCAAUAUAUGGAUAAACAUGCACUAGAAAUAAUAAAACAUGAAAGUUUUUAUCAAUUAAGUUCAAAUGCAAUUAAUGAACUUGUAUCAAGAGAUUCAUUUUAUGCACCUGAAAUUGAUAUUUUUUUGGCAAUGCAAUCAUGGGUUAAAGCUAAUCCUGAUAUUGAUCCCAAUAAAGUAUUAGGACAAGUUAGAUUGAGUUUAAUUGCAAUAACAGAUUUGUUAAAUUUGGUACGACCAACUGGUCUUGUAUCACCUGAAGCAAUUUUAGAUGCAAUUGCAGCACGUACACAAACAAGAGAUUCAGAAUUAAUAUAUCGUGGACGUUUACUUGUUGAUGAAAAUGUUGCACAUCCACGUUAUGGUGCACAAGUAUUACAAGGUGAAAUGAGAAGUUAUUUACUUGAUGGUGAUACAUCAAAUUAUGACAUGGAAAGAGGUUAUACACGACAUGUUAUAACUGAAUCAAAAGAUCAUGGUAUAUUAAUUAAACUUGGCACACAAAGUAUUAUAAAUUAUGUUAAAAUUUUAUUGUGGGAUCGUGAUUUACGAUCAUAUUCGUACUACAUAGAAAUAUCAAUUGAUCAAAAAGAUUGGGUGAGAGUUAUUGAUCAUUCAGAUUAUUUUUGUCGAAGCUGGCAGUAUCUUUAUUUUGAGCCAAGAGUUGCUCUUUAUAUUCGUAUUGUUGGUACAAAUAAUACCGUAAAUAAGGUAUUUCAUGUUGUCAGUUUUGAAGCAUAUUAUACAAAUCAUAGUGAAAAUUUAUUAAAUGGUUUUGUUGCACCAAAUGUUAAUGUUGCAACAAUGGAUAAAAGUGCUAGUGUUAUUGAGGGUGUUUGUCGUUCAAGAAAUGCACUUUUAAAUGGUGAUACAUCAAAUUAUGAUUGGGACAGUGGUUAUACAUGUCAUCAGCUUGGUUCUGGUUCAAUUUUAGUACAACUUGGUCAACCAUACAUGAUUGAUUCAAUGAAAUUGUUAUUGUGGGAUUGUGAUGAUAGAUCGUAUUCUUAUUACAUUGAAGUAUCUGGUAAUUCUUGGAAUUGGACUAGAAUUGCUGAUCGUUCAACUGAAAGUUGUCGUUCAUGGCAAACAAUUAAAUUUUCACCAGCAAGACCAGUUGUGUUUAUUAGAAUUGUUGGUACACAUAAUACAGCUAAUGAAGUAUUUCAUUGUGUACAUUUUGAAUGUCCAAUACGUAAUGAUAAUGAUAAUGAUAAAAAAUUAUCACCAAUUAAAAAAAAUAAAUGCUUAGAUGCUAUUGCAUUACCACCACCACCACCAAUACCAUCAACAGCAGCAUCAGCAACACCAGGAACAACUGAAACAGCAACUGAAGCUGUUAAUAUUGAUCAAGAUGAUAAUCAUUCAACAGGUGAUUCAGCUGUUUCUGUUGAGCUUCAAGAAUCGAAAUAAUUUCGAUUAUUAUUGAAAAAAAAAGACAUUGAUCUCAAUUUACGGUUUGAAGUUUAAACGUAAAAUUUUAUUUUAAAUAUCAAAAAUUUACUCGGAGAGUUGAUUAAUUAAGAAAAUAUUUUAUUUUACAUUAAUUAUUUAAAUAAUAUAUAUAUUUUUUACAUAUUUAUUAUUCAGUUAUUUUUUUGUUUUGUCAUAAGAAAGAUUAUUUUUAUUUUAAUAGUAAUUUAAAUUAUCAGUAUUUUAUUACUAAAAAUUUUCAUUUUAUUUUACUUUUUCUUUUGGUUUUUUUUUUCUCUAGUCUUUAAAUUUUCUUUUGAUUAUUUGUAAAUUAAAUUAUAGUUAAUUAUUCAAGUAAAAAAAUAAUGUUGUAAAUUUUCUGGAAUAUUAUUAACUAAAUAUAGUGUAUAAAAAUGUUGAGAUAUGAGUAUUUAAUAAAGGUUUGUUUAUUCAAGUAUAAAACUAUAAAA
Messenger RNA from Aphidius gifuensis, 2537 nucleotides. It is a transcript of the gene BTBD9, whose product is annotated as BTB/POZ domain-containing protein 9-like. NCBI's taxonomy places the organism in Eukaryota, Metazoa, Arthropoda, Insecta, Hymenoptera, Braconidae. Gene Ontology annotation, biological process: modulation of chemical synaptic transmission; adult locomotory behavior; circadian behavior. The coding region runs from base 181 to 2067 and encodes 628 amino acids. The transcript has 7 exons. Gene Ontology annotation, molecular function: protein binding. The record is from RefSeq and is a predicted model, not a curated record.